Molecule: messenger RNA, 1645 nt
Organism: Lolium perenne
Lineage: Eukaryota; Viridiplantae; Streptophyta; Magnoliopsida; Poales; Poaceae
Source: RefSeq, a predicted model, not a curated record
GUCGAUGAUAAUCCCAGGACCGAAAUACCCGGGUAAGAACAUGAACGUGUAUCUGGAACCACUGAUUGAUGACUUGCUUCUUGGCUGGGAAGAUCGCGGGAUCCGAACUUAUGACGCGGCAAAGAAGGAACACUUCGAUAUGUAUGUCUGGUACCACACGUCUCUGCAUGACUUGCCAGCACGUGCUUUGUUCUGCGGGUGGUGUACACAUGGGAAGUGGCCUUGUCCGGAGUGCAGGCAAGCCGUGACUUUCUUCUGGCUAAACAAGGGUGGCAAGUAUUCCUGCUUUGAUGAAGCUCGACAGUUCCUUGAGCAGAAUCAUGAAUACAGGAGUGAUGUAAAGAGCUUCAAAAAAGGCCGUGUUGUCCAUGCACCGAAGCCAAUUCCGAAGACCGGACAGGAAACCAAGGCCGAGUUAGACGCUCUCCAGCCUAACCCUGAUGGGAAUGGUUUCUUGGGAUAUGGGGAGACACACCAAUGGACCCACAAGCCGUGCUUCUGGAAGCUUCCUUACUUUGAGUUUCUGGAGCUCCCGCAUAACAUUGAUGUAAUGCACACCGAGAAGAAUAUCAGUGAAGCCAUUUGGAGCACCAUAGUGGACACUGAGAAGACGAAGGAUAACAUAAAGGCUCGAAUUGACCAAGAAAAGUUGUGCGAUAGGCCAGAGUUGAACAUGAAGCCACCUCAUGGUGCCAAAAAAACUUGGACUAAGCCACACGCUCCGUUCUGCCUCACAAAGGCCCAAAAAAGGGAGGUCUUCCAAUGGAUGAAGGACUCCUUGUUUUUCCCUGAUGGGUUCGCAGCCAACUGGAUGAGGGGUCUUAACAUUGAAACAUUGCGAGUACAAGGACUGAAGAGUCAUGACUACCACGUAUGGAUUGAGCGGAUAAUGCCGGUGAUGAUUCGAGGCUAUGUCCCUGAGAAGACUUGGCGAGUGCUAGCGAGGUUGAGUUAUUUCUUCCGCCAGAUUUGUGCUAGGGAGUUAGACACUAAAGUGAUUGAGAAGCUGGAUGAACAGGCACCCAUGUUGCUUUGCGAUCUAGAGAAGAUCUUUCCUCCAGCGUUCUUUAAUCCGAUGCAACAUAUGAUCCUCCACCUCGCGAAGGAAUGCUUAAAGGGGGGGCCGAAUUGGGGCCGUUGGCAGUUUGGUCCCGAGAGAGAAACACAAAAGCUUCGUCAGAUGACUGGCAAUAAAUGCAAGAUCGAAGCAUCCAUAGCCGAGGCAGUCCUGAACGUGGAGGUGGCAAACUUCACCACUAAGCACUAUGAUCCCAACAUUCCCACAAAGCACAACCCGGUCCUCCGUUACAAUGCCGCCAACAAUGAAGAUGUACCCAAGCUUAGCAUCUUCAUAGGGCUUGGCGGCAAGUCAAGUGGCUCGAAGCCGUACACAACAAAUUUACAUGAGCGGGAGUUGAUCCACUCAUAUGUCUUGAACACCAUGGUGGAAGUGAAGCCGUACAUCAAACAAUUCACGGCUAAAUAUUGGAGGUAUACCCACAGGGAUCCUACCUCGGAAGAAUCCAAGGAUAUUUUCGAUAAGGGCGGCGGUCACGGUUUCAGUAGCUGGUUCUGUGGUUUGGUACUAUCCUAUCCAAAUUUGUUUGUACACUGUCGACAUUUCGGCCGACAUUUCUUGUUCUAA